GGAGGUCAAUCGCUAUUUCAACCCGACCACACCCAUCUUUCUACUUCCCUUUUCCCUCACCACCGUGCGCUUGCUCUCGUGUCAAUACAAAGGAAAAUACAAUCAAAGUUUCCAACGUUACGCCGAACCAGAAAAAUAACUCCAACAGAGACUCAAAUCAAUCGAUCAUGCGUGUCGCCUCUCCUUUUGGCUUUGCUCUCUGCGCCCUAGUCGCCACCGCUUUUGCUCAGGAUGUGGUUGAGAUUGUUAAGCAGAAGCAAAUUGAGUGCGAGAGAAAGACCGUGAAAGGUGACACUAUCAAUGUUCACUACCGAGGUACCCUCAAGGAGACUGGCGAUCAAUUCGAUGCUUCCUACGACCGUGGCCAACCAUUCACUUUCACUCUCGGCGAAAACAGAGUUAUCCAGGGAUGGGAGAGGGGCUUGCUGGACAUGUGUAUUGGGGAGAAGCGGAAGUUGAUUAUCCCAUUCUCACUUGCGUACGGCGCUGGUGGAAUGCCACCUGUUAUUCCGGCAAAGUCGGACCUAGUUUUCGAGACAGAGCUUUUAGGAAUCCAAGGGUUCAAUCCUGAGAAGCAGGAAUUGUAGAUGACUUUCCUGUAUUGCUUUUUAUCUCCCUUUUGUCUUGACCUCCUCGAGACACACGAUGGUGAAUGCCUGUAGCAUGCCUCCGUUAAUUGAAAUAUCGGUUAUGUUCACUGGCGUUCAGUAUGGCUACACCGGUGUUUACUUUAUCCUAGGACAAUGAGUCAUGGCGAGGGACACUGUAUCUGUUAUUAUUCUACCAAUGGAGUGUUCAACUUUUAUUUUACCCAUA
Molecule: messenger RNA, 816 nt
Organism: Tuber melanosporum (Perigord truffle)
Lineage: Eukaryota; Fungi; Ascomycota; Pezizomycetes; Pezizales; Tuberaceae
Exons: 3
Coding region: 168-587 (139 amino acids)
Biological process (GO): protein peptidyl-prolyl isomerization
Molecular function (GO): peptidyl-prolyl cis-trans isomerase activity
Source: RefSeq, a predicted model, not a curated record